This is a messenger RNA of Hibiscus syriacus, 1150 nucleotides long. RefSeq names its product biotin carboxyl carrier protein of acetyl-CoA carboxylase 2, chloroplastic-like. The record is from RefSeq and is a predicted model, not a curated record. Gene Ontology annotation, biological process: fatty acid biosynthetic process. Gene Ontology annotation, molecular function: acetyl-CoA carboxylase activity. NCBI's taxonomy places the organism in Eukaryota, Viridiplantae, Streptophyta, Magnoliopsida, Malvales, Malvaceae. Gene Ontology annotation, cellular component: acetyl-CoA carboxylase complex. The transcript is spliced from 7 exons. The coding region runs from base 166 to 1020 and encodes 284 amino acids.
UCUUCAGUAUCAUUUUCUUUGUACAUAUUAAAAAUUCUUGUUGGUCUUUGUUUUUUUCUCUGGGUUUUCCUCAGAUUUCUCUCCCAUUUCUUAAAUCUCAUCGCCUUCCAUCUUUCAUAUAUAGAGCUGAAACCAGUUCUGGGUUUGCUUUAAAACUCAAUAAAAAUGGCUUCUUCGGUCUCUGUCCCAUGCCCCAAGGUUUCUUCUCUUUUAAAAAUAAACCACCAAAGCCAAAAUCAAAAGGUUUCUUUGGCUUUUCCCCAAACUUCAAAUUUUACCUCCAAAUCUUGCUCGCCAUUUGGAUCUUCAAUCCGGGUACGUGCAUUUUCACUAUCUCAGCGGCCUAAUCGAAAGCAGACUAUGGUCUUCACGAGCCAUACGCAGCUUAACGAGGUUGCAGAGAUAUCGUCGAAUUCUGUAGCAGGUGUUGACGCAAAACCCAAAGUUGCAUUGCCUAAGCAAGAUAAUAAAAUAUCGGCAGAGAAUACUACUCCGGAUGCUUCAGCAAUCUCGACAUUCAUGGCACAAGUAUCAGACCUUGUUAAGCUUGUUGAUUCACGAGAUAUCGCUGAAUUGCAACUGAAGCAACUGGAUUGUGAGCUCGUAAUAAGAAAGAAGGAAGCUUUGCAACCACCUGAAUCAUCAUCUCCAAUUGUCAUGCCACAUUACAUGCCUCAAGCGAUGUUUCAAACUCCACCCCCGGCAGCCCCUGCUCCUGCUAGCCCGACCCCUCCAGCACUGGCACCUUUGUCACUCCCCCCUGCUAAAACAAGCAAUUCUUCUCAUCCUCCCCUCAAAUGCCCCAUGGCCGGAACCUUCUACAGGAGUCCUGCACCGGGUGAACCACCAUUUGUCAAGGUAGGAGAUAAAGUGCAGAAAGGCCAAGUUGUCUGCAUCAUUGAGGCAAUGAAAUUGAUGAACGAAAUCGAAGCUGAUCAAUCUGGAACCAUAACGGAGAUAUUGGUAGAGGACGGAAAACCAGUUAGUGUAGACAUGCCGCUAUUUGUUGUUGUGCCUUGAACAAAAAAGGGUUCCAAUUCCAUGUGCUGGUAGCUUUGUGAGGAACAAUGUUUUGAUUUACUGUGUAAUGGUUUAAAUUAAUAUGAAAAAAAUAAAUAAAAACAAUGGUGCUGUAUUGCUUGCUUAAAUC